AUGCCAUUUAUUAGGGCACAUGAACGAUUCUGUAAGGAAGCAAAAACUCAACAGCAAGGAGAAGCAUAUGUUGUAGUACAACAAGAAGAAGAUCAACUCUUUGUGGCUACUUGUUUCUCAUUAAUCACUCAAUGUGAUGGUUGGUUGGUUGAUAGUGGGUAUACAAAUCACAUGACAAGUGACAAAGAGUUGUUCAAGGACCUUGAUAAGUCAUUCAAGUCAAGGGUGAAGAUAGGAAACAGUGAGUAUCUAGAAGUAAAGGGGAAGGACACGGUGUCAAUAGAAAGUUGUGUUGAAACUAAGUUGAUUACUGAAGUGUUGUUUGUCCCUGAAAUUGAUCAAAACUUGUUAAGUGUUGGUCAAUUAGUAGAGAAGGGAUUCAAAGUGUUGUUUGAAAAAGGAAAGUGCCUUAUUUCUGAUUCCAAUGGGAAUAAGUUGUUCAAAAUAAAGAUGCAACACACACGCUUCUUGUUGGAUCCACUCGAGAAGGAGCAGAUAGCUUUCAAGUGUCAAGUGAAUGACACUGAGUUAUGA
This is a messenger RNA of Benincasa hispida (wax gourd), 534 nucleotides long. The record is from RefSeq and is a predicted model, not a curated record. NCBI's taxonomy places the organism in Eukaryota, Viridiplantae, Streptophyta, Magnoliopsida, Cucurbitales, Cucurbitaceae.